This is a messenger RNA of Pyrenophora tritici-repentis Pt-1C-BFP, 2349 nucleotides long. RefSeq lists its product as uncharacterized. The record is from RefSeq and is a predicted model, not a curated record. Lineage: Eukaryota; Fungi; Ascomycota; Dothideomycetes; Pleosporales; Pleosporaceae.
AUGGGACCCAACGACUCUCAAGCAGUGGUCUAUCCGGUUGAAAACCGAGGCUCUAUCGGCUACUCAGACUCAGAGAAGCCCGAGCGCGAUGCACGUGUCAUACUGAAGGGUUAUGCCCACAUCUUCUCUCCAUGGACGAAUGCCAAAUGGGGCUUUCCAAACUUUUAUCGGAAGCCAGGCUUUGGGUACCAGAAGCUUGCUCAAUACCGACACCGAGAUUUCAUGGACCGCAUACAUGAGGGUGACCUCGAUGACCGCUACAUUUCGUCCUGGGAUGGAAUGGUCUCCAAACUUGUUGUGCAGGCUACUGAUGAUAUCUACGAGAACAACACAGGGUCUACGUACAGGCGUACGUUCAUUCGCAACGUGUCACCGAUAUAUAUGCGUUUAGCGAACUGGCCAUUCAACCACAUCGACCCAACAAAGAACAAUGGCAAACCCACAAACGAUGAGCUGAUAAAGCUCUGCGCGAAGUGGUUUCUCGCUUCUUGCGCAAUCACCAUGUUCAUUUCCAGUCCUUCGCCUGCCCAGAUAGAGGCUAGGAAUAAUGGCAACUAUGACUGCGUGCCGUAUCAUUGGUGGGGAUACUCGAAAGUCGCAAAGAACAUGAUUGAGACGGAUCAUCCUAGAAAACAGUCUCCGAGCCAGGCAAACCCCGUCGCUGAACGAAUAUUGUGUCCCCGUUUUUUGUGCUUCUUGCGUGAAGAGGGAAGGCCAGCCGAGAUCAUGGCCGUAGACAGAUGGACCAACGAACACAAGCAUGAUCGGGAGCUCGACUACAUCUUCAUUGCGUACACGGCUGAGCAGUUCAAUAGACCGGAGGACUUUAAAGUCCUGCAUGAGAUGGCUGAUGCAGCGGCACGUAACGCCGGAGUCAUAGCCUAUUGGGUCGGAUGUUCUUGCAUGCCUGACGGUCAACUCGAAGAGGACGUGUACCGCAUCUGCGACGUGAUCCGAGGAGCAAAACUCCUUGCCAUCGCGGUUGGACCCCCUCCCAACAACUCCUCGGAGAUCAACACGCCGGCCCUGAUGCUCCAACAAUGGGGUCGCCGAGUUUGGACAUUUCCCGAGGUACUCCUGGCGCCCGCCGGUAAAGAAAUCAGAGUGUACGUGCGUGGCAGCGACCUCUCACGACCUCGGCUGGUCGCAAAAAAUCAGUUCGCUGCGGAGGUAUGGCUGGAUGAUGCUAAGGUGGCACGACAGCUUAUCGACCAUUACGAAGGUAACCUCUUACUCAACCAGCUCGAGUUGGUCACGCUUGCCCUAGAGUGUCUGCACAACCGAGAUACCGAAAAACACUUCCAAGGAGACCAUUCCUACGCUCUGAUGGGCUUACUCAGAAUCAGACCCCAGAUCGACCCCAGCGACUCUGCUUUCCAAGCAUUUGCUCGUCUCUCUUUGGCCAAUGGUAGUGACCAGCUUCUGGAACGCCUGUUCUGCCUGCUACCCACGAGCCCAAAUGCGCCAUGGCACUCGAUGUCUGAUUCAUACAACGCCAAGCUCUGGGAUAUCCUCCCACAGGACGUCGGUAUCGCCGGCGUUGGGGAGGAUGACAGUAUCAUUCUCGAUGGUUGCCGAGCGGCCAAUGUCCGUUGGAAGUCAUUCACCCCUGUCGCCUACCUUAGCCGUGACUCCUGGAGGCGUAUGUUCUCCAGGAUAAUGUUACGUUCUGGAGGCGUGGUAUUCCUCGUCGCCAUUGGUUUUGUUGGCGCUGGGGGUGGAAGUGGAACCCUUUUCACACUCGGCGUUGUUUUGCUGGUCUACUCGUUAAUACUCAUGGCAUUGGCGCCAUGGCUGCUCCGUCUGCUCUACCUUGGCAAGUUCUGGGAUCAACAGUGCUGGUUCUUUGGGUUCGAAGGUUACAUGAACCUGGAAACCAUCGAAACCCAGAUAUUCGGUGGCAGACUCGGGCGCAUGAAGUGGACGGCAGCAGCUAGUCCCCUCUCGAGACAUGAGCGCAACAGGCACAACGAAUGCAUUCCCCUCGACCCUACGUCCGAUCCUGCCGUCGCAGCUCUCGUUGAACAAGCCAAGAGAGCCGGGCCUGGAGACCAGCGCAUCUUCACACUCGUCGAUACCGGCAACAUGACUGCUACGCUUUUCCUCGCCGAGCGCCCACCGGUCUGCUUCCUCAUGGCUGGAUCCGAGGGCGGCAUGAAGCGCAUCAUCGGCUGCUCUUAUGAUUGGACGACACAAACCAUGUAUAGGGAGACGGUGUUGCGUAUAGGAACACAAUUUGAUGACAAGAUGAGCCGCGUUGGUCGGGUCAAGAUUAGUCUUAAGCGCAGACAGAACCCCGUUGCUCCCUUGGCGCAAGUCGGCGAGGCCGUUGGGGGAAGGGUCAACUAG